This is a messenger RNA of Lodderomyces oxycetoniae, 954 nucleotides long. Its product is annotated as 5'-(N(7)-methyl 5'-triphosphoguanosine)-(mRNA) diphosphatase. The transcript has a single exon. The coding region runs from base 1 to 954 and encodes 317 amino acids. Gene Ontology annotation, cellular component: nucleus; P-body. Lineage: Eukaryota; Fungi; Ascomycota; Pichiomycetes; Serinales; Debaryomycetaceae. Gene Ontology annotation, biological process: deadenylation-dependent decapping of nuclear-transcribed mRNA. Gene Ontology annotation, molecular function: RNA 7-methylguanosine cap binding; hydrolase activity. The record is from RefSeq and is a predicted model, not a curated record.
AUGUCUAGGAUAGAGCUACUUGAAGAUUUCAAAUUUAGUUGCUUGCUAAAUUCAGAUACUCAAACCAAAACAAUUGCAGUUUUGGGUACAAUAAAACAAGAUAGAGCCAUUAUUGUCAUUGAAAAAACUCCAUUCAACGUUGACUUAUUCACAAAGGACGGCGGCGGCGGCAGCAGCAGCAGUAAUGAUGAUAAUCCUAUAUCGAUCUUGCUCAAAGAUUUACGGGAGAUCAAUUCGAAUGAUGUUUACACUUGGGCUAAAGCUACGUUGAAACAGAAUUUGUCAGAUCUUCCUGGAGCCAAGUUCAAUCUCAUAUACCCUGCAACAGAAACACAUAUUGAAAAGUAUACAAGCCAAAAGCUACAUUACGUUCGUGAGACGCUGGAAAUGUAUUACAAGUAUGUUGUCCCAUACAUAGAAACAAUGAAGGGCGAUCGAAUGCAAUGGGUUUACAACAUAUUGUUUCAUGAAAAAGAAAAGGAAACAGUUAUUUACCAUGACAAAAGUGAAAAUGGGUUUGUACUAUUACCCGAUAUGAAGUGGGAUGGUGUUAAUUUACAAAACAUGUAUUUAUGUUGCAUAGUCAAUAGAAGAGACAUUGCAUCUAUCAGAGACUUGAAGGGAGAGCACACAAACUAUUUAAAAAGGAUUCGAGAAAAAAUCGAGCAAGUAACGAAAACCAACUAUGGCUUAACCAGGGACAAGAUUAGAAUCUUUGUUCACUACCAACCCAGUUAUUACCACUUCCAUCUACAUGUAGUUAAUGUUGAACAUCCUGGUUUGGGAAAUGGAAUAAACAUUGGAAAGGCUAUAUUUUUAGAUGAUGUGAUUGACAAUUUAAGAUUGAACGAGCACUAUUAUCAGGAAAAAACUAUUGGGUACAUUUUAGGUGAGAGUCAUGCUCUUUGGAAAACGGAUGGAUAUAGAAACCUUGUUUUAAAUACGAGGCACUGA